ACCACAUAAAUCUAAGAGCAAGGAAAAGCAAACAUGGCUUCUGCAUCAGAGAUUGCAGCAAAGUUGAAUCUUGUCCCAAACCCUGAAACUUUCAGAGACACCUCCAUCUUCCUCUCCAAAUCUCUUCUUCCUCCUCCAUACAAAGUUGAUCGUGAAGUAAGCACAUGUAUUUACUUCAUCCUACAAUCUGGAAGUGUGUCUUGUCUUCAUCGAAUACCAUGUGCUGAGAUCUGGCAUUUCUCUCUGGGAGAACCUCUUACGGUAAUCGGUAACACGAAAUUUCUUGGUCUUUUUGUUCUGAAUGAGUAAUGAAAGCAUGUUUGAUACAGAUGAUAGAGCUGGACGGGAAAGAUGGGUAGGUAAAACUAACAUGUCUUGGACCUGAUAUAGUAGAUAAUCAGAGGGUGCAAUAUACUGUACCUCCAUAUGUUUGGAUUGGUGCAUUUCCAACAAAGGAUCUUCACAUUUCCAGUGAUGGGGGAGUUACCAGAGCUGAACCAAGAGGUCCUGAGGCUCACUAUUCCCUUGUGGGCUGCACCUGUGCACCUGCCUUCCAGUUUCAAGAGUUCGAGCUUGCAAAACGGUCCGAGUUUGUCGCUAGCUUUCCCUAUUACAAGCCUAUCAUUUCUUUUCUCACCCUUCCUG
Messenger RNA from Hibiscus syriacus, 645 nucleotides. RefSeq lists its product as uncharacterized. The record is from RefSeq and is a predicted model, not a curated record. The transcript is spliced from 2 exons. Lineage: Eukaryota; Viridiplantae; Streptophyta; Magnoliopsida; Malvales; Malvaceae. The coding region runs from base 34 to 309 and encodes 91 amino acids. Gene Ontology annotation, cellular component: intracellular anatomical structure.